Messenger RNA from Pelobates cultripes (western spadefoot toad), 267 nucleotides. NCBI's taxonomy places the organism in Eukaryota, Metazoa, Chordata, Amphibia, Anura, Pelobatidae. The record is from the annotation of a GenBank genome assembly.
AUGGCCUUCACGCAACAGCCCGCUACUCAGCAGACUGUCCCACAACCUUCCAAAAAUGCUGACCUGUUUCUACAGGUCUUUAACAGACUAUGUGCCCAACUCUGGGCAAAGCUGAGUGCUUGCGUUAUCAACGUACCUCAAGGUAGAGAUCCGAUCUGCAGGCUGACGCACCGUGACAGGGUUUUAGCUAUCGGGGAGAUGGAGUCACAAGCGACUGCUACGGCCGAAGCUGGGUGGAGAAGCAGAGAAAGCGGGGGCCACAGCUGA